Meriones unguiculatus (Mongolian gerbil) is the source of this 1847-nucleotide messenger RNA. It is a transcript of the gene Sdcbp2, whose product is annotated as syndecan binding protein 2. The transcript is spliced from 9 exons. Gene Ontology annotation, molecular function: protein binding. Gene Ontology annotation, cellular component: cytoplasm; plasma membrane. NCBI's taxonomy places the organism in Eukaryota, Metazoa, Chordata, Mammalia, Rodentia, Muridae. The coding region runs from base 536 to 1414 and encodes 292 amino acids. The record is from RefSeq and is a predicted model, not a curated record.
GCAAGCCAGUAAGCAGCACUCUCUGAGGCUUCUGCAUCAUCUCCUGCCUCCAGGUUCCAGUUUAGUUUGAGUUCCUGUUUUGGCUUCCCUCAGUGUACUGUGAUUCAGAAUAUCUAAGCCAGAUAAAACCUUUCCUCCCCAAGCUGCUUUUGGUCAUGGUGUUUCAUGAUAGCAAUAAUAAACCUAAGUAAGACAGAAAUUGGUACCAGGAUUGUGGGAUAUUAAUGUGAUCUAGCUUACCAUGUUGUUUUUGGGAGGAUUGUGGAAGGGCUUUGGAAAAUUGGGCUGUAAAAGCCAUCGAGUGUUCAAAGCUUGGUGAAAUGCUGUGAGAAUUUGGAAGACUAGAGAAUAAUGCUGAAAGCAGUGAUGAUAGAGGCCUGAUUUGUGAAGUUUCAGAGAGACGCUAAGACUGUCAGGGACAUUUGCUAUUUCGAAUUGAGAACCUGUGGUUCUAGUUAGCUGGGGCUGAAGACUAGAAGAUUUGGCUGUGAUUAACAAGAGACCAGCACCACAGAGGGUGCUUCAGAGAGCAGUUAUGUCUAUCCUGUACCCAUCUCUGGAGGAUCUGAAGGUGGGCCAAGUCAUCCAGGCCCAGGCCAGAGCCUCACCCAUGAUGCCCACUCUGUCGGCCCCGCUGGCUUCUGCACCCCCACUUUCAGAGUUGUAUCCGAACCUGGCAGAACUGGAGAAUUAUAUGGGGCUCUCCCUCUCUAGCCAAGAAGUUCAGAAGAACCUGCCUCAGAUUCCAGGUGGUGACAAUAUGGUGGUCACUAGCCCUGGGCCUGGCCAGGUGGUAGCACCAGUGUCUGGGAACAACCUGGGUGUGCUUCGUGCAGAGAUCAAGCCUGGGGUGCGUGAAAUCCACUUGUGCAAGGAUGAGCGUGGCAAGACUGGACUGCGCUUGCAGGCUGUUGACAAGGGGCUCUUUGUGCAGCUGGUCCAGGCCAACACCCCUGCAUCCCUCGUGGGAUUGCGCUUUGGGGACCAGAUCCUGCAGAUUGAUGGGUGUGACUGUGCUGGGUGGAGCACACAUAAAGCCCACAAAGCCCUGAAGAAGGCAUCAUCGGAGAAGAUCGUCAUGGUUGUUCGGGACAGGCCCUUCCAGCGUACUGUCACUAUGCACAAGGACAGCUCAGGCCAAGUUGGCUUUUUCAUCAAGAAGGGGAAGAUUGUAUCUGUGGUAAAGGGAAGCUCUGCCGCCCGCAAUGGACUUCUCACCAACCACUACGUGUGUGAGGUGAACGGACAGAACGUCAUUGGAUUAAAGGACAAAAUGAUUACAGAGAUUCUGACCACAGCUGGAAACGUCAUCACACUGACCCUCAUUCCCUCUGUGAUCUACGAGCAUAUGAUCAAAAAGUUGUCCCCAUUGCUGCUUCAGCACACCAUGGACCACUCCAUCCCAGACAUCUGAAGUUACAGGAGGGUGCCUCAGGCCUCCUGCCGUCCUGCAGGGAAGACAGCAGUCCUCAGAUGUCAGGUUGCAGCUGGCUUGCAGCCUGGGUCUGGGUAUUACGGGGGUGUGUCCCAGGAGGAUGCAUAUUGGAUAAGUCUGUCAUUGCUGUUUCCAGACCCCCUUGGAUCUGGAGCACUAGCUAUGCUGGGGCACAGGUGGGACGCUAGCACCUGGUUCUCUGUACCCUAGAUGCUAGGUCCUUAGGCAAAGGUCCCUGAGUGCUACUGGGUCCCUCUGCAGACUUUUACCCCCUCUAGGAAGUCAGCUGCCUGAUUCGACAGAGGAGUACCUGAUGUGUUCUUUACCUUCAUUGAUCUUUGUCACAUAUUGUGUAUAGACCAGUGGUAAAACCCUUUACCGUCUUUUGAAUAAAGAGUUUACUUUAAGCAGA